Molecule: messenger RNA, 5733 nt
Organism: Oryzias melastigma (Indian medaka)
Lineage: Eukaryota; Metazoa; Chordata; Actinopteri; Beloniformes; Adrianichthyidae
Product: protocadherin-18
Exons: 4
Coding region: 1292-4813 (1173 amino acids)
Biological process (GO): homophilic cell-cell adhesion
Cellular component (GO): plasma membrane
Molecular function (GO): calcium ion binding
Source: RefSeq, a predicted model, not a curated record
AAGCUGUAUGGAAACGGUGGUUGGUGGGUUCCUUAACAAGUCAUUUUCUCACAGUUCUGAGGAGUUUAAGGCUCUGCUGGAGUCCUGUUUGUUCAGCUAGGUCCCAGUGCCAAACUAACUGCACCAGAUGGUGUCCAGGAUGCACAGUCCCAGUUGUGCACAAAUAUAAAAACCUGUGAUCUCCUUUUUUCCCUCCCUACUCUAGCCUGACUUGCGCGUUCACACCAAUUAGACCUUUACCUAGUCAAGCGCGAGCGCGCGUGCUGCCUGGAAGCAGUGAGUGUGGGAUGCAGCGGGUCCCGCGGGGAGUUUUGAGGUGAACAGAUUCGUGCGCGGGGACAGCGCUGUUCCGCGGCGUGACCGACUCUUAAAACGCAUUCAUUAAAGUCCGGCUCCCUUUCAGGGCGAUUCGCCACACGGCUUACUCGGCUUAGGCGUCUCACCCACAGACAGUCUCAGACACGGAGCGCAUGUGGAACGCGCGCUCCACUCGAAAGUGCAGUGCGUGGAGGGGCUGCUGCCAGCUUCAAAGAGCGAAAAAGGGUUCAGAUUCACGUCCAUGGUAAACGUGAGUGGGUAAAUAUUGUUAUCCGAAUGCGCAAAACGCGUGCGUAAAAGCUGAAAAUCACUUGGAUAUUUAUCAAAUUAGUGGCAAUUAUUGUCUGAAGAGAGUUUGGACAUUUUUGCAUCUGCAUGCAGACAUUAAGAAGUAUUAUCACGAGUAUUUGUGAUGUUUUUUUUUUUUUCCUGUGGUAAACGCAGAGUCGUCACCCUGAAAAGUAGUGAGAGUGAACCCCCCCAAGGCGGGGUUUUCACCCCACCCCACUCAUUUUUUCCUUCUUCCCUUCUUGCGCCUCCUUCUUCUCUUUGGAUUUCAAGUGGCCACUAGUCCGCUUGUCAUUUAAGACGCGCUUGUCUUUGGCGAGAUUUUGAGGUGGGUUUUUUUUUAUUAAGUCCGCGCGCGCGGAGGCUCCCCCAAACGAAGAGAGGGAGCGAAAGAGAGCGCACGGCGCGCAAAGCAGACGCAGGGAGGAGAGGGAGAACGAAAGAAAGGAAGGCGCAAAGACUUCAGCGGUGCUCAGCUGUUUCUCCUCCACACUGGAUGCGCACAACAGAUGACGAGGGUGGACGCACCGAGGCACAUUUGGAUGAUUUAACUAUUCCAGUUUAAAAGAUAUUUUUAUGACAGAUUUUUUCCUGCAAUGUAGUUGAGCCGAUGAAGUUAAACCACAUCAACACUAAAAUUUGAACUUUUUAUUUAUUUUUUUUUUAACACUGCCAAGAGUGAAAAAUGAUGGGUCUUUUUCUGAGAAGAAUGUGGAGAGUUGUUGCAGUUUUGGCGCUGGCGACGCAACAUUCUGCCGGUAAAACGCUUAAAUAUCACAUCUCUGAGGAGCAGAAAGUCGGCACGGUUAUUGCCCGCCUGAAAGACGACGUCGCGGAUGUUUUGGCCAAACUUCCCAGCUCCGUGCCGCUCCGCUUUCGAGCCAUGCAGCGGGGGAGUUCUUCCUUCCUCACAGUGCGCGAGCAGGACGGAGAAAUCAGCAUCAGGAGCAAAAUCGACCGCGAGAAACUCUGCGAGAAGAAUCUCAACUGCUCCAUCCAGUUCGACGUGCUCACGCUCCCGACCGAGCACCUCCAGCUGUUCCACAUCGAAGUGGAGGUGCUGGACAUCAACGACAACGCGCCGCAGUUCGCCCGCGCCGUCAUCCCCAUCGAGAUCUCCGAGAGCGCAGCUGUAGGAGCGCGCAUCCCCCUGGACAGCGCCACAGACCCCGAUGUCGGUGAGAACUCACUCUACACGUACGCCUUAGAGGCCAGCAACUUCUUCAAGGUUGAGGUUCAGUCCAGGAGUGACGGGGUUAAGUAUGCCGAGCUGGUGGUGCUCAGAGAGCUGGACCGCGAGUUGCGCUCCAGCUACGAACUUCAGUACAGCGCCUACGACAGGGGCGUUCCCCCCAGGACCGGCUCGACGCUCCUCAAAAUCAGCGUCACUGACUCAAACGACAACAGCCCGGUCUUUGAGAAGUCCUCAUAUGUCAUCAACCUGCCCGAAGAUGCAACUGUUGGCACUCUGCUUAUAGACUUGAACGCCACAGACGCCGACGAGGGGAAGAACGCGAAAAUAGUGUACUCUUUUAGCAGUCACGUGUCUCCUAAAAUCAUGGAAACCUUCAAAAUUAACCCAGACAGUGGCCACAUAACGCUGAUGAGGAGGCUGGACUAUGAAACCAUCAAGUCUUAUGACAUUGAUGUACAGGCGCAGGAUAUGGGUCCAAACUCCAUGCCUGCCCACUGCAAGAUCCUGGUCAAAGUGGUCGACGUGAACGACAACAAGCCAGACAUCAGCAUCAGCCUCAUGUCCUCCCAGGGGAACGGGGAUGCUGCCUACAUCUCCGAGGCUUCCCCUCUGGACACCUUUGUUGCCUUGGUGAGGGUGGAGGACUUGGACUCUGGGCUGAACGGAGAGGUGGACUGUAGGCUCCACAGUCAGGGCAACUUUAAACUGCAGAGAAAAUACGAGAACAACUACAUGAUUCUGACUAACGUCUCCCUGGACAGAGAGAAAAGGUCAGAGUUCAGUCUGACUGUGGUGGCUGAAGACCGGGGAAUCCCCAGCCUCUCUACGGUCAAACAUUUCACCGUGCACAUCACUGAUGAAAACGACAACCCUCCACACUUUGAGAAGGGCCGAUACGAGAUCUUUAAGUCAGAGAACAAUGCCCCCGGUGCAUAUCUGAUGUCCAUCUCAGCCUCUGACCCUGAUCUGGAUGCUAACGGACAGGUGAGCUACACCAUCUUGGAGAACUUCAUCAACGAAAGCCCCAUCUCCACCUACGUCAACAUCGAUCCGUCCAACGGCGCCAUCUAUGCACUGCGCACUUUUGACCGAGAGGAUGUAAGUCGCAUCUCGUUUGUUGUGCAAGCCAAAGAUUCAGGGAAGCCCCCCCUGCAGAGCAACGCCACGGUGGUCCUGAACAUUCUUGAUGAAAACGACAACCCUCCAGUAAUCGUGGUCCCCCAGUUGUGGAAUUUUACGGCAGACGUUCACGUCUUCAAGUUCACAGAGGCCGGACAGCUUGUUACAGUGGUCAGGGCGACUGACCGGGACACAGGGGUCAAUGGCGAGCUCAUCUGCUCUAUAUCUGGUGGCAAUGAGGACGGGUUCUUCCUCAUGGAACCAAGAACUUGUGAGAUUCAUGCCAAUGCCAGCCUAGAGAACUACCCCCACGAGCAUGCUGAGUUAAAAAUUCUAGUUAGAGAUCAGGGAAGUGAAAGCCUAAGUGCCAAGGCUGUUUUAAAAAUCAUCCUCUAUGAGAACAGGGAGAAGCAUGCGCAGCCUAUGGAUCAGGGGGAGUCGUCCAUCGACCUGUCCCUCAUCAUCAUCAUCUCCCUCGGGGCGAUCUGUGCCGUUCUCCUGGUCAUCAUGGUGGUGUACGUGGCCCGCUGCAACCGUGAGAAGAAGGACACCCGGCACUCCUACAACUGCCGGGUGGCAGAGUCCACCCACCAGCACCACCCCAAGAAGCCAACCAGGCAGAUCCACAAAGGCGACAUCACCCUGGUCCCCACUGUGAACGGCACCCUCCCCAUCAGGGCGCACCACCGCUCCCCAUCGGCCUCCCCUCCCAUGGACCGAGCCCAAAUGGGGAGCCGGCAGAACCAGCACAGCCGCCAGUCUCUCAACAGCCUGGUGACCAUCUCGUCCAAUCACAUUCCAGAGAGCUUUGCUCUGGAGCUGGCGCAUGCAACUCCACCGGUGGAGGGCCAGUACCAGCCCAGACCCAGUUUCCGUGGCAACAAAUACUCCCGCAGCUACAGGUAUGCAUUACAAGACAUGGACAAAUUCAGCCUAAAGGACAGUGGUCGUGGGGACAGUGAGGCAGGGGACAGUGACUGUGACAUGGGGCGGGAAUCCCCUGUGGACAGGCUGCUGCUGGGGGAGGGCUUCUCUGAUCUGAUGCACCUCGAAAUGCACCAUCGACUUCACCCAGCUAUGAGACUAUGCACAGAUGAAUGUCGCGUCUUGGGACACUCUGACCAGUGCUGGAUGCCUCCCCUCUCCUCGCCCGCUUCCUCCGCUGACUACCGCAACAACAUGUACAUCCCUGGGGAGGAGUCCUCUCAGCAAGCUCCGCUGGAUGAUGAUCAGUCCUCCGUUGACUCGGAGAACCGCAAAAGCUUCUCCACUUUUGGCAAAGAGUCCGGCAACGAAGAAUUUGGGGUUGGAGGGGAGGGUGGGAGUGAGAUGUGUGCUGCUGGGGGAGGGGCUGGCUCCCUCCUCACUGAGAUGAACUCCGUUUUCCAGAGACUCCUGCCCCCUAAUAUGGACUCCUAUACUGAGUGCACAGAAACCAGCCCGCCCUCGUCCUCAGGAACCUCAGAGAGAGCCACUGGACGGGCUGGCAACAUUGCUGGCAACCAUAGCAACAGUGCUGUCCCUCAGGACAGCCGAAGAGGCUUGUUGCCAGGUGGUAAGGGUCCUGCUUACCCCCCAGGUGUGGCCGCAUGGGCUGCCAAUACCCACUAUCUAAACCCAGGCAACGGAUCUGUGGGCCCCAACCACGUUCCCUCCUCGUCUUCCUCCUCCUCUUCCACUCCGACUUCCACCAACGGACAGCCGCCACACUUGAAAUGGCUGCCGGCCAUGGAAGAGAUCCCCGAGAAUUACGAAGAAGACGACUUUGAUGGUGUUUUGCAUCCGGGACUCCAGAGCAGCAAGCGCAGCGAGAGCCGCCACGAGGCGGGCAUGGACGCUUCCGAGCUGGCUCACGAGAUCAACAAACUGCUGCAGGACGUCAGGCAGAACUAGGGAGCUCUCGCUGCUUGGUCUAGAACAUUUCACCACACUGGGACAUUCGUGGUCCUUGUGCCGACACAGAACUUGAUGGGUUCCUUUUCCACUGUAAAGCUUGUCUUGUUUAUUUGACCGAAUUUCCUUUUUUUUUUGGCGAGCGUCUCUGAGCACAGUCAAACACUGAACUUGAAACUGUGACACGACUUAACUCUUUAACACCGGAGCUCCAGUGUUUCUGUUCUUUGAUUUACUGUAACUUCUUAACCAUUAACACAAUAAUUCCAGCAGAUUCUGAAGCUCAUCGAGCCGCUUUUCUCUUUCAGAAUCUACUGGAAUUAUUGUUUAAAAGUUAUAGUACGUAAAUGCUCCACUCUCAUCAAAAUUGUUUAAAAAGUUGCUCAAAUCAGUGAUUUUACAGUGAAAUUCAUCAACAUUUAAAAAAAAAGUGUACCUGUUUUUGUAACGUUUACAGUGGUGUGAACAGACUCGGAGAAAGCAACUGUUGUGUAACCUGAUUUCUAGUUCAACAGUGAACAGUAUUGUACAGUGUCUGUGGAAAACGGCGAGCUCACUUGAAUAUCGUGCCAUGUCUUCUGUUCUGUUAUUUUGGAAUGUAACUGUACAAUUUUAUCUUUCUAUAUCGAAAAAAACACUCUUUUUUUACUUCUCUAUAUUUAUAUGUGUCCAUGUAUGUUUGUACAGAAAAAGAUAACAUGUCUAUUUUUUAUAUUUGUCACUGCAUGUCUUAUUAUCUCUGCGCGUGUCCCUUUUUUCUCUUAUUUUGUAAAGGAGUUGUAUUUAAUUUUUUUUUUUUUAAUAAAUAUGUGUGUUUGCAUAUCAAAGUAAUCACAUUCCAAUGCAGUUCCAUGUUGGAAGUGGAUUUUGUAUGGUAACAUUGUGACCAGUGGAUGAUAAAUAAAGCAGAGAGAUUUGUA